This is a messenger RNA of Nothobranchius furzeri (turquoise killifish), 2269 nucleotides long. The record is from RefSeq and is a predicted model, not a curated record. NCBI's taxonomy places the organism in Eukaryota, Metazoa, Chordata, Actinopteri, Cyprinodontiformes, Nothobranchiidae.
CCUUAACUCAGUGGACUAGCAACAAGAGAAAUGUGCUUCAAAACAUUGCAGAAAGCUGCAGAGCACAAACACUCUGUGACUUGGACUUGGAUAAAGAUAAUCUACCCGUGAGUAGAGCAUUAGGCUUGUUAUGGUGUGUUGAAACUGAUAACUUCAUAUUCAAACCAAAGGUGAAGGAAAAGCCUGCUACCAAAAGAGGAAUGCUGUCAGUUAUCAGCUCAGUAUAUGAUCCGUUGGGAUUCCUAGCUCCUGUCAUUCUACCUGCCAAGUUACUCUUGCAGAAACUAUGUACUGUAGACUAAAGUGUAGAUGGGAUGAUCAUGUACCUGAUACCUUCCAAAAGGAAUGGGAGAAAUGGUUGAGAGAUUUGGAAAGUUUAAAAGAUUUCCAAAUCGGCAGGUGCCUUAAGCCAGAAGGGUUCGGAAAGGUAAUCAGCGCACAAAUGCAUCACUUCUCUGAUGCAAGCGAAAGUGGGUACGGUACAGCUAAUUACCUCAGACUCAGUAACGACAAGGAAGAGAUACACGUGUCAUUUCUAUUUGGCAAGGCUUGAGUAGCCCCAUUGAAAUCUGUUACCAUCCCUCGCUUGGAGCUUUCGGCUGCAGUUUUAGCAGUUAAACUAGAUAAGAUGUUGCGUGCAGAACUUCAGUUACCUUUGAAGAAAACCUGUUUUUGGACAGACAGUACAGCUGUCCUAAGAUACAUUCAAAAUGAAAACAAGCGCUUCAAAACCUUUGUAGCGAAUCGCAUACACACCAUCAGAGAAAAUUCUGAAGUGGAUCAAUGGAGGUAUAUACCUUCUGGGCUAAACCCCGCUGAUCAUGCCUCACGUGGGUUAUCAGGUGGAAAUGUGAAGCAAAAGUGGAUAGAAACCCCAAAGUUUCUUUCAGAGCCUGAAAAUAGUUGGCCACAAAACCCUACAACCCUGCAGUUACCCACUGAUGACCCAGAAAUAAAACAUAUGGUAGUGGCAUGUGCAACAACCAACAGUGUCAACCCUACAUCAAAGCUAAUAGCUUACCAUUCCGACUGGCAAAAGCUAAAGGUAGCUGUUGCAUGGUUUUUAAAAAUAAAAGAAGUCCUGCUAAGGCUGAGCAAAGAGAGGAAACAAAUUUCCAUUUCAGAUGUCCCAGCUGUAAACCUGACUAGAAAGUUACAAGAAUUCAAAAAAUCAUUAGGAAAUCAAGGUUUAUCUUUGGACAACCUUAAGGAAGCAGAAAAUGCAAUCAUUGCCUUUUGUCAGCAAGAAAGAUUUUCUGAAGAGAUAACCGCUUUAACAGCAGGUAAAGCCGAGGUAUCUAAAAAAAGCAGCAUAUACAAAUUAGAUCCAGUGUUUCAGGACGGUUUUCUGCGAGUGGGAGGCCGGUUGAGCAAGUCAGCCAUUCCUGAAACCACAAAACAUCCUUGUAUUCUGUCAAAGGACCAACAUAUUUCUGAACUUAUCAUUCGUCAUGUACAUCUUCAGCUUAGACAUGGUGGUAGAAACCAUGUUCUUUCGGUUAUAAGAAGGAAAUAUUGGAUAACACAUGGGGUUUCUGCUGUUAGGAAAGUCUUGGCUGAGUGUCUGUUUUGCAAGAAAUAUAGAGGAAAACUCCAGCUUCAGCAAAUGGCAGACUUGCCGACAGAGAGGGUGGUUCCAGAUUUACCCCCAUUUACAAAUGUUGGGAGCAGUGCAUUUGGAGGGUCACAUUUUGGUGGAGUUUGGGAACGUCUCAUUUGCAUCAUCAGAAAGGUUCUACACUCAGUGUUGCGUCAACAAGUAUUAGAUGAUGAAGGUCUGCAUACCAUCCUAUGCGGAGCUGAGGCUAUCCUGAAUGACCGACCUCUAACCAAACUAUCAGAGGAUCCCAAUGAUCUUGAAGCUUUAACGCCCAAUCAUUUACUUCUCAUGAAAGGGAAACCUGUCCUUCCACCAGGUAUCUUUGAGAAAGAGGACCUUUAUGUAAAGAGAAGGUGGAAACAGGAAAAACAAAAAUGGAUCAAAAGGAAAAAAGGGUUAGAAGUGGGAGACGUAGCUAUGGUUAUGGACUACACCACUCCUAGAGGAUCAUGGGUGUUAGGGAAAGUCCUUAAAACGUUUCCUGACAAGAAGGGCUUGGUUCGAGUGGUUCGCCUUCAAACCAAGACUAACAUUAUCGAGAGACCAGCUUUCCUAACGCUCCACCUGGAUGUUCCCUGCACCCUGCUCCAGUACCCUAAUGAGCCCACUUCAACUUCGUCAAAGUCAUCUGAUGACACUCGCGUCGGGGAGAUUGAUAUUCACGCUUGA